CGCUGCAGCAGUUGCCUCAAGUGCAAUUACCCCGUGAAAUGUGUUUAUAACAGUUCUGAUCACUCCUAAAAUAAGCUACUUACUUACAGUUUGUCGGCUUCCUGUUGUGGACUAUUCUGUAUUUUUUCAGGAAAUGCAGUUUUUUGUGGAUUCAUCCUUAAGGCUAUCGACACUGAUUCACAUUAAACGCAAGUUUAAUUCUUUUUAGUGUGCUGCUUGAUGGAACGGGAAUCUAUAGAGAAAUAGCGAAAGGAGUGGAAAGGUAUUAAUGAAAGAGGAAGAAGACAAUUCUGUACGGUCUGAAAGUGGACCUGCCACAUCCAGAGAGCCAGAGAUGCAGGAGGGACUAGGGAGAGGGGAGCAGAUGCUAAACACCAUAUCAGAGUAUGAGGGGGAAAGUGCUGCCCCCUGCCAGGACCCCCCAGGUGACAGUGAGCAGGGGAGAUCCAGCUGCUUCUCCAGUGUCUCCAGUGACACCCUCCAACCUAGCAUGGGAGAUGACUGUGCAGCUAUCAUACUGACUUGCCUCUUCUGCCAGUUGUCGGACUUCUUCCACAUUCUGCCUGAAGUAUUCAACAGAGCCCUGGACCGCUGCUUCCCCUCAUGCAAGUACCUAUGCGCACUGUCUGAGCCAAAUUGCGACCUUGACUGCUGCAACUGCACACUGGACCUGGACUGUGGCUUGAUGGGCUCCUGCCACGAGGCCACUGAGCUUCUGGAACUAGCCCUGGAGGUCUCUGAGGUCUGCCAUCGCUGAGCUCGGCGUGGCGAUCAUGCAUACAGGCAGGUGGAUGGUGCAUGUGCAGGGUUGGAGUCAGACUGAGGCAGACAGAGGGCUUUGUGACAAGGUGGACAAUUUCUACCAGGCCUGUGCUGGUCCGGCUGAUGAGAAAGAGGAAAAAGGUGCUUGCAGCUGACACUGCUAAAUGCAUGGAAAUGAACACACAUCUGUGGUUUAUUAGCCUUUUGUGCUGUGGAUGCCGUUAUGUUUCCUGUGUUGGCAUGAACGUGUAAAUGACUGUGCAGACAAACUCCACUCUGCGCUUAGCCCAGUGUUCCCGCAGCUUUGUGUGUGUAAAUGUAUAUGUCGUGCAUUCUGAGGCAGCUGUGCUGUGAGGGAGCAUUAU
Paramormyrops kingsleyae is the source of this 1127-nucleotide messenger RNA. RefSeq names its product myoD family inhibitor domain-containing protein 2. Lineage: Eukaryota; Metazoa; Chordata; Actinopteri; Osteoglossiformes; Mormyridae. The record is from RefSeq and is a predicted model, not a curated record.